GUUUGUUUUUUUUUGCGACAGGCAAAAGCGCGGUUCGCUAAUAAAUAUUAUCAGUUUUGCAAAAGCGUACUCGAUAGUCGUCGAUCAGAAUAGAUAAGAACUAUAUAAUCACAUCGUCCAGAUAUGCCAACAGCAAUGCCGUACACGGACGUACAUCGCGCGUUCGCGCAAGCUAUAGCCCACCAUGGCACGAUGAGUGCCAAACAAGCCUAUAAGGCACUACUUGCCAUCUACGCGAAAUAUCACGACGGCGAAGAGAUCCCUUCGGAGGACGAUAUCCCCGAGGUGGUGGCGUCCAUCAACGGCAAACUGUACCGCUACGACCAGAAAAUUUGCUUCGUCCACUACGAACCGGCCGAUACGGACUUUUACGUGUUCUGCAAUUUGGUGGAGUCGCAGAUCGAUCGGAUUCAGAAUUACUACAGCGAAUCGGAAACGACCCUGUUCCGGCUGGUGCUGCGGGAGAUGGCCACGAGCGAAGAGCACAAACUGAAACCGAUCAUGUGCCUGAAUCUGACGGGGGAGAUCCAAGGCAAGCAACUCAGCAAGGUGCGAGCCGAGCAACUGCUGGACCAGUGGGAAAAGAUGGGAUACUUUGUGCAGCUGGGUGGGAUGUGGCACUUCGGGCCGAAGGUAAUCGGCGAGUUCGAUCGGUACCUAACGACCAACUAUCCGGAACAGAUGCGGAUGUGCAAACUGUGCAAGGAAUCGGUGUUCUACGGUGUUCGAUGUGAGAAGUGUCCUGAAUCAUUCCACAAGGAUUGUAUGAAGAAGUAUCUCAGACGGUUGACAAACUGUCCUGGGUGUAAAAAUCUGUGGUCAACUCCUGUUUGAUGAUAAAUUUUAAAUUUCACGUUCUGUAUGUACCUGUCAAAACAUUUGAAAUAAAUCCUAAAUUUAAUUUUAA
Aedes albopictus (Asian tiger mosquito) is the source of this 907-nucleotide messenger RNA. Its product is annotated as non-structural maintenance of chromosomes element 1 homolog. Gene Ontology annotation, cellular component: nucleus; Smc5-Smc6 complex. Gene Ontology annotation, molecular function: ubiquitin-protein transferase activity. Bases 124 to 834 code for a protein of 236 amino acids. Lineage: Eukaryota; Metazoa; Arthropoda; Insecta; Diptera; Culicidae. The transcript has 3 exons. The record is from RefSeq and is a predicted model, not a curated record. Gene Ontology annotation, biological process: double-strand break repair via homologous recombination.